AUGGCAGAUGAAACAGUUAUCAGUGAGCCGCAACCAAGCCCAGCGCCUCGCAAAGGCGUUUGGCACCUCCUCCUCGAAAACCCAUACAUCUUUGGAUUAUCGCUUUUUGCCAGUUUGGGUGGCUUUCUUUUUGGCUAUGAUCAAGGCGUUUUGACCAUGGAGUCAUUCGCCACUAAAUUCCCCAGAAUCUAUCUUGAUAGCAGUUUCAAGGGUUGGUUCGUGUCGACACUUCUACUCUGUGCAUGGUUUGGCUCUCUGGUCAACGGACCCAUCGCCGACUUCCUGGGCCGCAAGGGCUCUAUGCUAGUGGCGGUUGUCAUCUUUACAAUUGGUUCUGCAUUCCAGGCAGGCGCCAGUGAUAUUCCGAUGCUCUUUGCUGGUCGUGCUGUGGCCGGUUUUGCUGUAGGAAUGUUGACUAUGAUUGUGCCCAUGUACGUGUCCGAAGUAUCUACAGCUGGUAUUCGUGGCACCCUAGUUGUGCUACAGCAAUUAAGUAUUACCUUGGGUAUUUUGUAUAUCGGCGGUCAUCGAUGUGCGCCUGACAUUCCCUAUUCUGGUGGCACUAAAGACAAGCCUACAUUCGAUCCCAGGCAUGAUGUUGGCUCGGGAGGGUGCACUGGUCAAUCUGAUGCUGCAUGGAGAGUCCCCUUUGCCAUUCAAAUCUUUCCUGCGAUUGUGCUUGGCCUCGGUAUGCUGUUGUUUCCCGAGUCCCCUCGCUUCUACCUGAUGCGCCGCAAAGAAGACAAGGCCUUGAACGCCCUGGCUCAACUUCGCCGAGUCCAUCCUGACACAAAUUCACUUCGACAUGAAUACCUGGCCAUCAAGGCCGAGGUCCUCUUCGACGAGGCUGUCAACAGAGAUAAGUUCUCGGGCAAGAAGGGCGUCUCUCUAUUCAUCGCCCAGCAUGGUGCUCUUGUAUCCAAUUGGGCCUCCUUCAGACGACUGGCCAUCGGUUGCUGCAUCAUGUUCUUCCAGCAAUUUAUGGGAUGCAACGCCAUCAUCUACUAUGCGCCGACUAUGUUUGCCCAACUGGGUUUGUCUGGGGGUACUUCAGGCCUCUUGGCAACUGGUGUGUAUGGAAUCGUCAACACGCUUUCUACGCUACCUGCCCUUUUCCUGAUUGACAAGAUUGGGCGUCGACCUCUUCUCAUGUGUGGUGCCGCUGGUACUUUCAUCUCACUCGUUAUCGUGGGUGGUAUCAUCGGAGGAUAUGGCGCAUCUCUUGCGUCGAACAAAUCCGCUGGUUGGGCAGGUAUUGCUUUUAUCUACAUCUACGACAUCAACUUCUCUUUCUCCUUCGCGCCCAUUGGGUGGGUGUUGCCCGCCGAGAUCUUUAACCUCGGUAUUCGCUCCAAGGCCAUGGCGAUCACUACCAGCACAACGUGGAUGUGCAAUUUCAUCAUUGGCUUGGUGACACCCGACAUGCUGAGUACAAUUGGAUGGGGCACGUACAUCUUCUUUGCGGCUUUUUGUCUCCUCGCAUUCUUCUUUACAUACUUCUUCGUCCCGGAGACUCGCGGUAAGAGUCUAGAGGAGAUGGAUGCUUUGUUUGGUGAUACAGCCGCUUACGAAGAGAAGGCGCGGUUGAUGGAGAUUGCAUCUGAGAUUGGCCUUACCGAGGCAUUUCCUGACAGUACGAUUGACCUUGCCAGAAAGAAACCUGCCACAGCAGAGCACUUAGCUUGA
Molecule: messenger RNA, 1686 nt
Organism: Fusarium graminearum PH-1
Lineage: Eukaryota; Fungi; Ascomycota; Sordariomycetes; Hypocreales; Nectriaceae
Exons: 5
Coding region: 1-1686 (561 amino acids)
Biological process (GO): transmembrane transport; carbohydrate transport
Cellular component (GO): membrane
Molecular function (GO): carbohydrate:proton symporter activity
Source: RefSeq, a predicted model, not a curated record